Molecule: messenger RNA, 693 nt
Organism: Phytophthora sojae
Lineage: Eukaryota; Oomycota; Peronosporomycetes; Peronosporales; Peronosporaceae
Exons: 3
Cellular component (GO): nucleolus
Molecular function (GO): methyltransferase activity
Source: RefSeq, a predicted model, not a curated record
UCCAAGACCAAGUCGAAGCCUUUGACCCCCGCCGAGCGCCUGGCCGAGAUGCGCCGCAAGAUUGACGGCGGCAAGUUCCGCAUGCUCAACGAGCAGCUGUACACAACCACGGGCGACUCCGCCUUCUCCACGUUCCAGAGCGACCCGGAGCUCUUCGACGUGUACCACCAGGGCUUCCGGGAGAUGGCGGACAAGUGGCCCACCAACCCGCUCGACACCUUCAUCGACUACGUCAAACGUCAUCCGAAGGCGGUGGUGGCGGAUUUCGGCUGCGGAGACGCCAGACUGGCGGAGAGCGUGUCGAACAAGGUGCACUCGUUCGAUCUGGUGUCCCGCAAGUCGCACGUUACUGCCUGUAAUAUUGCUGAUGUCCCGUUGAAGGACAGCCGAGUCGAUAUCGCCGUGUAUUGCCUGGCGCUUAUGGGGACGAGUGUUCGCGAGUAUGUGCGCGAGGUGUACCGCGUGCUGAAGCCCGGCGGUGUGUUGAAGGUCGCGGAGGUCAAGAGUCGCUUUGAGAGCGAGUCGCUGGGCGGCAUCGAGGGGUUCGUGCAGACGCUGCGUAAGAUGGGCUUCGACUGCAAGCAUAAGGACGAGCGCAACAAGAUGUUCGUGCUGUUCGAGUUUGUCAAGUCGUCCCGCAAGCCACAGAAGGUGGGUCCGAUCGAGUUCAAGGCGUGCGAGUACAAGCGGCGG